UCAACUCUCCCUUCCCCCUGUGACCCCGAACGCCCCCACUACACCAUGACACUCGUCACCACCAUCGGGUACGGGAACAUCUACCCCUCCACGAGGAUGGGGCGGCUGUUCGCGGUGGUCUUCGCGAUGUUGGGUGUACCACUCACCUGCAUCCUCAUGGCCAAGAACUCCAACAUCCUCAGCAUCAAGAUGUUGGAGCUCUACGAGCGCCUUAAGAAAAAGUACAGAAGACAUUCAGAGAAUGGAAAGAUUCUACUUUACCUGGUGACAUGGGUCUACCUCUCGAUCGGGUUCAUCGUUUUCAUGUUUCUACCGAGCUUGGGGUUCGUCUACAUGCAGGGCUGGACCUAUGACGAGUCACUCUACUUCACCUUCAUCACCUUAGCCACCAUUGGCUUCGGCGACCUCAUAGCAGGGUACGGACCGUCGGGUCCACACAGUGAUUGGUACAAGAUUGCAAUCGUGGUAUGGAUCAUGUUCGCCCUAGGGUACUGGGUGCUUCUGCUCAACUUCCUACAGCGCGCCGUUAAGAAAAAGAUUGUGCCCAAACGCAUCAGGGUGCAGUUCAAGACCAAACAGUUGGCGAAGCAGGCAGAGUUUCUGCGACAACUCAUGACCAAGGUGCGGGAGCAGGCCCACGAGAUGCUGGAAGAUGGGCACCAAGCCCCUAAACUGACGAAGGAGUCCCACACAGCUUUGUCCCUCAUGGCCGAGACGACGGGAAGCUUCAACCACCUCACGAACGCCUCUAGCUUGCGCACUGGCAUACGCUGCCCUUCCCUCACCACAGCCCGGCACCCCCUUGGAUCCUCGUGUCCUUUGCUCCAGCAUCCCCAACAGCAACCCCAAGCCUAUCCUCUACCUUCCUCGUGCUCUUCUUGCUGCUUCUUCUGCCCCUCGACAACUUCCUCUUUGGGGACGUCAGAUCACUUACUUCCCCACUCAGCUGAGUCCCCAUCUCCCCACCCUGGUGAUUCCUCUGCUCCCCAACCUGAAAAAGUGUCAGACAUCGAACAGAAUUCGGACGCGCAGCAGAUCAUGUCCCUCGUAGACCUGUUGAACGCCACGGUGGUUCUCAGAUCCACCAAAGUCCCAAUCAUCAGAUCCCUGAUCGACUGCAGCAAUGAAGUAAAACUCCCCAGCGUUCCAGAACAAAAGCAGAUACCAGAAGGGUCUUCAGAUAGGGAUCAGGCUAAUCUCCAAGGUGGUAAAGGGAACCUUUUGAGACGGGGAUCUAGCCAAAAAGAAGUGACGUUGCCCCUCAAGGAUGUACUGGGGCUCGUGACGAUCGUGGCUAACUUAGAAGGACACUUGGGAACUAACCCGAGUCAGCUACGGCAGGGGGAAAACUCGUUGAACUCGAGUGUUACCUCCAUGGUGUCAAUGGACGCUAGGAUGCCUUCCCUCAAGGAGUGUUUCGCCAAGAUGAAUGUCGUGGACGAAGACGACGAAAAACCUAGACGUUCGUCCAUCCCAGACAAGCUCGCUAACAGAUUUCGACAGGUAGCCAAGAACGACAUGCCCUCGAACCUUACCAGGGGCAGAAGAGGCAGUUGUCUCGACGCUUUCUUGGACGGACAGACGCGGCUGGAGUACGUAGAGGUGGGGGAAGAGCGUAAGAGAUGUCACAGUGAAUCCCGCACUGGAGAUAUCGACUUGAAAACUGGGCCAGGGGUCUUCACGAUAGGUGAUACCAUCAUCAGUUUGGAACACGACGAUGAAACUUAUUAUGAUGAGGAAGAGGAAGAAGAAGAUGAUGGAAAUAAUGAAAAGUUUGACGACGACACUGAGUUGACUGACACUGAAACUUCGAAGAUGCUUAGUGAUGUGGAGGAUUUCCCGCAGCCGGAGGGUAGUGGUAAAUUCCGCCCGUGUCCGGACAGCCAGUUAUAGGGACACAUUUGGGUCUUAACGGACUUCAGGGUCAUGACCAGGGACCCAGAGCAGCUCUGGGGGCUAUGGCCACCUUGCUUGAACUGAGUUUUAUUUCUUCAGCAUAAUGAAUAUGUGCAAUAAUUAAUCUAAUGGACGCUCAUUCAAUGGAUUGUUCCAUUGCCAACCAGUGCCUUGUGCGUAAAUAAUUGUAUUUUUAAGUGGCAAUUUAUUUGUUAAUAGAAAUAGGUUAUCUAAUGGAAACGACCAAGUAAAUAUAAGAAAGCUCAUAGAAUACUUAUUGUACUAGUAGAAGAGUAGGUGUAGUGCUGUUAUUGCCUGAACUAUUGCGUACAUUACUUCCAAAGGACGUACGGUAAAAUAUUGCUAUAAAAUAAGUAAAUUUCAGACUUUAUAUAAGAUCUGACGUGUACCUAUACGGUAUAUAUGUCACUUGUUCAUCUGUGGAGAGAGAAAAUAUAACUCAGUACUCACUGCAGUGAGUGACAG
Hyalella azteca is the source of this 2382-nucleotide messenger RNA. RefSeq lists its product as uncharacterized. Gene Ontology annotation, cellular component: membrane. The annotation marks the transcript as partial. The record is from RefSeq and is a predicted model, not a curated record. Lineage: Eukaryota; Metazoa; Arthropoda; Malacostraca; Amphipoda; Hyalellidae. Gene Ontology annotation, molecular function: potassium ion leak channel activity. Gene Ontology annotation, biological process: stabilization of membrane potential; potassium ion transmembrane transport. The transcript is spliced from 7 exons.